UUGGUUUCUGGCACCCACAAUUCGCUUGUUUCGUUUGAAAGCGGACUUUAUUGUUCGAAACAUCUUUGAAAGAAUUUGUAGGCACAAAAGAGUGUGGAUCAUUGGUUUGGUACAUGUGUGCGUGCAAUGCGAGUGGCGAGCAGAAAUUUGUGUGGUUUUUUUUUUCUUAGUAGUGAGCAUAUGGAAGAGAAAGGAAGAAGUUUUCUCAGAGAAACGAAACUCUCGAUGACACACACACACGCUCCCGAGGCAUGAGCGAUUGCUCAUGCUCCCCGUGCAGGUGCAUUGAAACUGUACGCGAUUCUCCUCGUAGGCUUUUGCUUGCGUCGUCAAUCGAACGGACGAGAGUUGCAAAUGUUCAAUUCGCUGUCAGCUUCUCUGUCACGCUGAACGUGAACGGCUGCGUACGAGAAUUUGCCGUGAGGUGGAAAAACACGGCUCUGAAGCAUACCGUGCAUCACGCGCUUAAGGUGACAUUCUAGGUUUACGAGUUCGCCGCCAUUGUGCACAGUGUAAUGGUGGUGGUGUUGAUGGUGUGCUGCCAUGUGUGUGGAAUGAUGUGAAAUCGAGCCUUUUAUUGAUUACGGUCGCGGAUGUACUCGACGUGUGUACACGUUUUUUCCUGUUCGCCGUUGGCUCUGGAACAGAGUGGAAAGAAAAAGUGCAUUUACGGUUGUUCCGCACGAUGCCUGUGUUGAUGUUGAAUCGUCGAGUUCAUGUGCAAAUGUAGCGUUUAGCCUAGAAGCCAGUGCAUUCAAAGAGUGAUUCAAUUUUACAUGUACAGUGUGCAUAUAUUCGACGCAAAGCGUUGUAGAAUUUGUGCGUUUCGUUUGGGUGGUGCGAAUUUUGUCCAACGAAAUUGUGCCCCCUUUUUGAGCUGCUCCCUUGUGUCCCUUCGGCCUGCAUUUCGGCUCUCCAUUGGGCACCUUUAAAGUGACUUCAAAACCUCUACCCGUGCGGUGGUGGUAGUAGCAGUAGUAACAGUGAACUACAGCUCCAGUAGUGAGCGAACGCCGUAACCCUGGAUACCGAAAUGAUGAAAAUGGACACGGACAAAAUCAUGGACGACGGGAUUAGCAAUUCACAGUACACCACCCAGAUACUGUACGAUCCGGCACGAAAGAAAGAACCGUCACCGACGUUUCAAACCGAACGCGAUACCUGUCUGUCGUACUUCUCCAAAUGGAACGAGGCCAACCAGGUGGACUUUGUCGAACAGCUUCUCUCCCGCAUGUGCCAUUACCAGCACGGACACAUCAACGCCUACCUGAAACCGAUGCUCCAGCGAGACUUCAUCACACUGCUGCCCACAAAAGGAUUAGACCACGUGGCAGAAAACAUUCUCUCCUAUCUGGACGCCAAGUCGCUGUGUAGGGCGGAACGCGUUUGCAAAGAAUGGUCCCGCGUCAUCUCCGAAGGUAUGCUAUGGAAGAAGCUAAUCGAACGAAACGUCCGCACCGAUUCCCUAUGGCGGGGGUUAGCAGAACGUAAAGGAUGGAUCAAAUAUUUAUUCAUACCGCGGCCGGGUGUAACGCUGCGGCAACACAAAUUCUACCGCGAACUGUUCCCCAAGAUCAUGAAGGACAUCGAAGCGAUCGAGAACAACUGGCGCACGGGCAAUCACAAUCUCCAGCGAAUAAACUGCCGGUCAGAGAAUUCAAAGGGCGUCUAUUGUCUGCAGUACGACGACGACAAGAUAGUGUCCGGCCUGCGGGAUAAUACUAUCAAGAUCUGGAGUCGCUCGACGCUCCAGUGUUGCAUGAUCCUAACGGGGCACACCGGAUCGGUGCUCUGUCUACAGUACGACGAUAAGGUCAUCAUUAGUGGGUCAAGCGAUUCGACGGUACGCGUGUGGGACGUGAACACUGGCGAAAUGGUCAACACUCUAAUACAUCACUGUGAGGCGGUACUACAUCUGCGCUUCAACAACGGCAUGAUGGUGACCUGUUCAAAGGACCGUUCGAUCGCUGUGUGGGAUAUGGUUUCACCGACAGAGAUUGGGCUGCGGCGCGUGCUGGUCGGACAUCGGGCCGCAGUGAACGUGGUUGACUUUGACGAAAAGUACAUCGUGUCAGCAUCUGGCGACCGUACGAUUAAGGUGUGGAACUCGACGAACUGUGAGUUUUUGCGCACGCUGAACGGCCACAAACGAGGCAUCGCCUGCUUACAGUAUCGCGACCGGUUAGUGGUUAGCGGUAGUUCAGAUAAUUCGAUAAGACUAUGGGACAUCGAGUGUGGUACCUGUUUGCGAAUCCUCGAGGGCCACGAAGAGCUCGUUCGUUGCAUUCGGUUCGAUUCGAAGCGCAUCGUUAGCGGGGCGUACGAUGGCAAAAUCAAAGUAUGGGAUCUCCAAGCUGCCUUAGACAUUCGAGCACAAACUAACACGCUGUGCUUGAAAACGUUGGUGGAACAUACCGGUCGCGUAUUCCGGUUGCAAUUCGAUGAAUUCCAGAUCGUGAGCAGUUCGCACGACGAUACCAUCCUGAUAUGGGAUUUUCUUAACUGUUCGCCACAGGAGGAAACGACCGCCCCGUCAUCCGGUGGUAGCAUCGGUCCGAGUAACCAUCACAACAACAGUGGAAGCAGUAGCGGUAGUGGCUCCAUCGGUGGCAUACCCGGCUAUGGUGGCGUGAUGGGUUUGGCCGCUGGUGGUGGUGGCGGCGGUAACGGCGGCGGCGGUGCAGAUGGAGGUGGCAGCAGCAGCAGUGGGGGUGGUGGUGGAGGAGGUGGAGGAGGCGGCGGCGGCGGCAACCUAAACAGCAGCCUUGUGUUGCAAAACAAGACAAACAAUAAUGGUGCCGCCAACAACAACCAUCAGAACGAUGAUCUGAGCGAUUAAACUGAUAUCUUACUUCGGAGUUUACUGAGUGCAUGCUGUGCGGAUGAAGAAAAAUGGACUUACACUCAGCACUUCUCAAAUGCGCGCGUGAUCUUAGGGUUUUUGUCUUUCUUUGUUUACAAACCACACAUACACACACUCACACACACAUAUACAUACACAAGACGCAGUGAUAAGCUCUUUCUCUCUGUCUUUUAAUUGCUCCGACAAUUCCGACUCUAUGCUGUGCUUACGAAAGUAUGGUUUCUGUUACUUCCUUUUCAUGUCAAUUUGUUGAAAACAUAAAAAAGGUCGACGGCCGCCCUCCAUGUGUCACCGAGGGGUGAGAUCAAUCGAUAUUUAUUUCCAAUAAUACGUACGGAUGUACCGUCAAUGUGGCUUGUAGUAGAACAUGAAGAACUGCGUGGCUUGUAUACUUGCAUAACAUUCGUGCAGCAUGAAAUAAAAUGAAUAACUUAAUUUAUAAGAAACACAUCCGAGGGGGCAUGGCCUAGCGCAGGUCGUUUCACUGAAUAAGAAGAUAAUACACCUCGAUGAGCAUAGGGAGCAGUUCCAGUUGGGCGUUUUUUUCUGCAAAAGAACUGUCCAUCUGUUUGCACAGCAAGGCAGGAAAUCAAAUUCCUUUUAAUCUCUGUAUCUACGCUCUCUCUCUCUUUUGCUUUUUCUGACAUGUACACAGAGAGCGUGAUGAUGAUGAUGGAUUCAGAGCUUUGAUCUCUAUCAGAAUGUCAUGGUAACGCAUUUUGUGUUUCCUAUCGGUCGCUUCACAACGCUUGCCCGGAUACGUUUACGUUUAGGCGCAGUUUGCGCAAGCCAUUUCGCUUGUGCGAAAUUUGCUUGCAAUCGACAUUUGGCUUAAGAUUGGAGCUUAAGACUGGAGGGAGAGAAUUUGAGUUUUUCAGGCCCAUUCGUUCUUUAAAACGGAGGAGUAGUGAGGAUCAGUUUACGAAAAUGGCAUGAGCAUGUGAACAUGAUCAAGUUGCUUAGUUCAAAUUGCGCAAACUGAUAUUUGAAAGCCAAGUUUUGGAUAAUGGUAGAAGUGUGCAAACCGACCUUAAAACGUAAAUGAAACAAAAAUGGUAACUUCUUACUUACUCACUUACUGAACAACUUUGUGAUCUUAGCAUGCUGUAGAAAUCUUCUAAACUGCUCACGGUCCCGCUUCUUCAUCUGUCAAUCCGUCGGCCUUUCUCGAAGAUUCCAUUGUCCUUCUACACAUACGUAGCCCACAAUUUUUCUAAGCAUCUUCCCCUCAAACGCGACUAAAAGGGCCGUCAGUGUUGGAAAACGAAAGCAAAAAAGCGUUAACAACAACGAGAGAGAGAAAAAAAAACAAUGCAGUAAGGGAAAGUAACACCCCAACCAAUAAUCCUUUUCCUUUCUACCCCUUCUUCAUUCCUUCUAUCGACUUCAAGUGAUGGAAGAACAGAGCAAACAGAACUGAAUCAUACCUAAUAGCGGCAGAACCAUAUGUAGCAGUAAAGUUGAAAUAAAACGAAAAAAAAAGAAAAACAAUCUCUAUCAACAGCAAAACGAGAACAAAAAAGUAAUGCAACUCCGAAAAAUGAAACUGUUUCUACAAUGAAAAGGGGAUCCUGUCACGUAACAACAAAAAGCGCCCAAAUUCUACUUAGGACACCCAAAAGGACACUCCAGGUGACAGGUGAACGUAUCGGUGAUGUUCAUUUUUAAUGUCGGUUAUAUUGGUGCUGUUUUGCAUCUGUCCUUCAAUGAUUGAUUGAUGAAGCAAAAUGUGGUUAAUAGUAAGAGUUGAAACGUUUUUGUUAUUGUUUUUUUUUUUAAUUUCGUUUUCUGUAGAAACCAGUUUGUGUCGUCGCGGAUGGGUGGUAGGGUGUUAAAAAAACGAAACAGAAAAUCAAUAACCGAAAGUGUUCAUAUUAGAUGGUAUGUGUUUUGGCAAAUUAGGAAGGUUACCUACUAGAUCUGACAUGACAAAACUUCCAUACUUGGUUGGAUGUAAAAACAAGCACAGGCAGGAGAAGCAGCGAUCACUACACUGACCUGAUAGUAGCGUAUAGUUCGAGUAACCCUGCAUCGCAGUGUGCUGAAAGUUUGAAAGUUGUGAAUCACUGUGCGUGUAAUAUCUGCCUACCGGAGAAGCGUUUGUUGUUCUGGUCCUGCCGGUCCAGGAAAGAAACAGAAUACAGCGUAGUGGUCUCAAUUGAAAACAAACAAAAAAAAAAACAAUAGCGCAGCAGUAGUUUACACGUGCAAAUUAGAAGAAAAAAAAACAACAACUCACGAAACGCAGGCUGUUUGACAAAUUGAGCGAUAGCUUAUGCGAUGUACAUUUUUGUGUGAUUAAAACGGAAGAAGAUAAGGGUAAAACAGCAUGUUGUUAACAGGGGUCGUAAUAGAAAGCUUAAAGGACAUCCGCCCCCCGGGGGCACGGGAAUAAGUAGAGAUGCGACCUGUUACUAUAAUUAUAAUCAUUAGUAUCAUUUUCGAAAACUUUCUUUAGCACGAAUUAUUAUUAUUAUGACGCAAUUUUACUAGUGUAUCCCUAUGAAAUCGGACCCUUUGCGAAGAGGAAAAUCCAUGGAAAUGUUUUUUUCUUUUCUUUUCUUUCUUAUUAUUUUAGACAACUCCCGUUUACAUCAGACGCAUUGUGGGAUGGGAAUUAAAUUCAGAGAGAGAAAAUUAAACAGAGCUCAUAACAAAUAAACCAAUUACCCAAACAACAACAGUGCAACAGUUUGAGAUAAACACAGGCUAACACUAAAGAAAAAAGCUAAUGUUAGCAAAACAAGAAACAAAAACUCAACACAAGCAAAAAAAAAGAAUACAAAAAAGCAAAAACCAUAUAUUUAUUGCAUACUGGCUAAUUAAUUGAAGGGUAGGUCUGAAACCACAACCUACAGGAGGAAUAAAAACAAAAAAAAAGGAAAAACUAAGCAUAUUAUUAUGGUAAAUCUAAUCGAAUUACAUCCUUCUUAUCCGUUAAACAAAAGCAAAGAAACAAGAUAAGUGAGAGAAAAAAGAGAUAGAAAGGAGAAGGAAAUGAGGGAGCGAGAUGUUCGAGGCUCGUUCAAUGGAGGAAGCCACGUGUUUAUGUGAUGAAAUAUGUAAUGUUUUAGCAAAAGAAAAACAAAGCAAGGUUAAUAAGUUUAAAACUAAAUCACAAGAGUAAAUAGCUCUCUGAUGAAUAAUUAAGGGAAAAUGAAAGGAAAAUGAAAGUAAAAAGUGAAAAGGAAUAAGCAUAAAUAAACACACGAUCAACAUGUAGUGUGUAUUAUUACAUUGAGGAAGUAAAACGAAAAGAAAAAAAAACAUAUAAAGAAAAAAAACAAUUCCCGUACGCCGAUCUUAACACGCUAGUGUAACGGGACGAAUGCAGCUCGGGAUAGGCAGGUGAUAGUACCGAAAGGAACCCACGUUUAAUGUACGAUGGACGCGCGUGGUGGUAAUAAACGAUAGAAUGAACAACAUGACAA
Anopheles funestus (African malaria mosquito) is the source of this 6294-nucleotide messenger RNA. RefSeq names its product beta-TrCP (gene slmb). Gene Ontology annotation, molecular function: protein dimerization activity. The record is from RefSeq and is a predicted model, not a curated record. The transcript has 10 exons. The coding region runs from base 1034 to 2839 and encodes 601 amino acids. NCBI's taxonomy places the organism in Eukaryota, Metazoa, Arthropoda, Insecta, Diptera, Culicidae.